Molecule: messenger RNA, 978 nt
Organism: Bacidia gigantensis
Lineage: Eukaryota; Fungi; Ascomycota; Lecanoromycetes; Lecanorales; Ramalinaceae
Exons: 3
Coding region: 1-978 (325 amino acids)
Biological process (GO): lipid metabolic process
Cellular component (GO): membrane
Molecular function (GO): oxidoreductase activity, acting on the CH-CH group of donors
Source: RefSeq, a predicted model, not a curated record
AUGGAAGUCCACGCCCUCGAUGAUUACUACCUUGCCAUUACACUUCUUAUUACCAUUGCCUACCAAUUGUUCUUCUUCUCCAUUGCUUGGACCUUCAAAUUCGACAAAUUAACUGAUUUUGCGGGCGGCACCAAUUUCGUUGUCCUCGCAAUCAUAACCUUAGCAUUCUCCGGCCAUCACAAUGCUCGCCAAAUCAUCGACUCGCUGUUUAUUAUGAUAUGGGGCGCCCGCCUCUCUGGCUUUCUACUCUUUCGUAUCUUGAAAACAGGCAAAGAUGAUCGCUUUGACGACAAACGCGACAAGUUCUUCUCUUUCUUGGGCUUCUGGAUCUUCCAAAUGGUUUGGGUGUGGGCGGUCUCAUUGCCAGUGACCAUUUUGAACAGCCCAAAUGUGACGCAAUUUUCCCAACCGAGGUUCGGAACUGGAAGAGACAUCGCUGGAGUCAUUCUCUUCGCAAUCGGAUUUGUCAUGGAGAGUGUUUGCGAUGUGCAGAAGUAUAGGUUCAGAAGUAACCCUAACAACAAGGGCAAAGUCUGCGACGUCGGAUUCUUUUCGUGGUCAAGACAUCCUAAUUACUUCGGAGAAAUCAUCAUGCAAUUUUCGAUUUUCAUGAUAGCGGUGUCACCAGCAGCCUACGGCUAUGUCAGAGGCGGUGCGUACGAUGCGCUUUACGCCUCCAUUCUUGGCCCAAUCUUCUUGACCAUGCUCCUCAUGUUCCUCUCUGGCCUACCCCUGCAGGAGCGUCCUGGUGCGAAGAAAAGGUAUGAGAGCGGCAACAACUGGGAAGAAUACAAGCGCUGGACAGAGCGAACGAGCAUCCUUCUUCCAUUUCCUCCCCAGCUUUAUGUGAAAAUGCCUGUGAUCCUGAAACGUACAAUUUUUCUCGAGUUCCCAAUCUACGUCUUCGAUCCUGUGAAGCACGCAGAUCAGAGCAAGGUGCGGGAUAGAGAAGCGGAAGAGGGUAGAAGUGAGCAAUGA